AUGCUCAGGAACUUCCACCUAAUUCUUUGGGCUAGAUUGACUGAUUCACUAAUCAUGCUCAAAGGACUUGCAGGAAUGAGCGAUAGUACUACUCCCAGGAUAGAAGGAACUGAUCAUGAAACUGCAUUUACACCCAUUUUGGAAGCAAUGAAGCAGGUUAGGUCUCAACAGGGAGAAAUUCUCACCAAGCCUUUCUUGGACUUGUGCAAAAUGAUUCUUCCCGUCCUAGACAAGUUUGGAACAUCAUUAUCGCCAGUAAAAUCCGAUGUGGGUGGAAAUAUAAAUAGGUUGAGUAUUGUGUAUGAGUCCAACCCAACCAAGUUCAACUUCCUCCAUAGUGUUGUACAGCCGGAGAUUGAAGCCAAAACAGCAAAAUCUUCCUCGAGUUGUACUAACGCUCUACUUUGGUUGACAAGGGCAAUGGACUUCUUAAUAGCGGUGUUUCAAAAUAUGUUGGAUCAUCCUGAAUGGGGAAUGUCACAAGUAGUCAUGAAGCUAGCACCAGAUAGGAAAAAAUUUGUGGAGGUAAUAGGAAGAGGGAAUGAGGAUCUUAAUAUACAAAUGAAGGAGUUCUGCACAAGAUUUUCACCUUUUCUUAGAGAAAAUCACAAGUUCUUGGUGAGAGUUGGAAUGGAUAAUCUGUGA
This is a messenger RNA of Linum tenue, 645 nucleotides long. NCBI's taxonomy places the organism in Eukaryota, Viridiplantae, Streptophyta, Magnoliopsida, Malpighiales, Linaceae. The record is from the annotation of a GenBank genome assembly.